Molecule: messenger RNA, 3985 nt
Organism: Harmonia axyridis
Lineage: Eukaryota; Metazoa; Arthropoda; Insecta; Coleoptera; Coccinellidae
Product: testis-expressed protein 2
Exons: 15
Coding region: 210-3143 (977 amino acids)
Cellular component (GO): endoplasmic reticulum
Molecular function (GO): lipid binding
Source: RefSeq, a predicted model, not a curated record
UUGUGACAGUAGUAAAGGGGGGAAAUCCGUGCAAUCUUAAAUAUUUACAUUUAAAUUUCGGAAAAUUGAAUUUUGACCGCACAAUGUGAUAUCAACUAUUUGAAAUACAUAGUGCAAUCUUGCCAGACAUCUAAAAACUCGAAAAAAUCAUUAUUCCAGACAACUAUAAUUAUAUAUCGUGAAUCUGCGUUAUUGCAAAAAUAAUAAUAAUGGCAUCUAAAUCAGGCAAAUCAAUAACAACUUCGGUACCAUCUAUAUCUAUCAAGUUUCAUGCGAAUGCUGAACAACUUGAAGAACUUUAUGGGAGCGAUGACGAGUUUAAAAGUGAGAUUAAUGUGAAAAAAUUAACGGCAGCUAAUAGAGAAAAAGGCAGCAAUUCAACAGGAAAUAUCCAGGACACUGCUGAAGGCAGUCCUUUAAAAUACCUUCGUUCAAGUAAACGAUCGAAUAGUACAGAGGUAUCGACAAUUUCUGAUUCUUCACCUCCCUCUGAUCCAUGGAAAUUUUUUUCAGAAAUUAAGGAUAAGAUUGCUAAGAGCGUAGAGGAGAAAAUAACUGAAAUUAAAGCGAAAAAUCAAGAGGAAGGCUCCCCAUCUAAACCAAAAUGCGAUAAGGCGAGUCGAGAGAAUUCUAAUCUUUCAGAUUCAGAAGAAUUAUCAGAGAGCAGCUUAUCAAAAACUUGCGGUAUUGUUUCAACAACUGAAGGCGCAGAGAUGGCCAGCGACGAAGAGUCCCUCUCUCUGAAGAACGACACGCCCACCAACCUGAGCUCCUUUCCGACCACGCCCACCGUCCGGCAGAGGUUCAGGCUGCUAAAGACCUCGAAGAACGGCGUUGCCACAACAAAAGAAGGCACUGUCUCCUUGUCGAGCCUCACCAAGAUGCACAACGUCAACGUAGAUGACGUGAAACAGAUGUUGCCCGACCAUUCUGAAGAGCUAGAAAGCGGUGUCGACGCCUUGGCGGACGUGGAGUUCAACGGGGGGCCCAAGGAGACCCCCAAGAUGGUCCACAGCCGGUCCUUGGUGCUCAAUGCCCUGGAGAAGAGCAUCGAUAACAUAGAGAUAGAUGAAGAUGGAACAGUGAAUAUAAGGGAAGUGGCAGGGGUGCAAUGGAGGGGAGAGGAGGUAGGGGAGGAAAGCGAGGUUAGGACUGUUUUUGCGCCGACGGGCUUCGUUGAUUUUAGAUACAGGAUUCGCAAGGAGAAUAGCAAUUUUUUGUUAUUCCUACUGGUGUUGACAAUCUCAAUUUUGUAUCUUUUGAUACAAAGAUAUUCAGUGUACACAGCCGGCAUGGUAGCUGGCAUAGCCAUAACCUGUUUGUCCUAUUAUAUCAUGAACAAAAUUUCCCCCGUUAAUGAUAAAAGGGCCAAAGAGCUGGCUCCUAAGAAUUUUUGGGAAGUACCAGCCAUUAGAGAGUACCAACCUAUGUUGAAAUAUGAGGGUUGGUUGAACGAAUAUCCAGAUCAUUAUGAUUCAGCUACAUACCACAUAAGUUUAACUCAGCCUGUUUAUCUAAAACUAGAAGGUAAUUGGUUGAGAAUAAGUAAUACCACUUCCAAAGUACCCAAACGAGCAAUGUGGGACGAAAAGCAAAUAAAGAAAAACUUCAAACAACGCAGAAUUUAUAAUUUGACGGGGGCCAAAGUGUCUCUUUUGCCUGUAGGCUUAGCCAAAAUCAGGCAUUGGAGCAAAAAGUACCCCAUUUGCAUCACAAUUCCCAGGGAUCAAUUCGAAUAUGAGGACAAUCUUGCAUCGAAAGAUACAGAUGACGAAAAAGAUAGCCCACCUCUUCCAAAAAAAGGGUCUGCAUUCAGCUUUAAGAAAAAGACGUCAUCCAUUUCUUCUCCUCAAAGGUUCAGCAAACUCUUUGCCGAGCAAGACAAUUUCUACACAGAUCUUGAUUCUAGAUCAGAUACUUCUUCACCCAUACAUGAAGAAGAAAAAGUAGUGGGAGAAAUAGAGAAGAACUUGGAAGAAGACAACGAUAACCAUAGCAAUCUGGAUGACAGCUGGUCAAACUGCACCUUUGAUGAGAGUCCCACUGAAACGAAAAUUUAUUUAUUUGGAAGAACUGAUAGAGAGAAAGAAGACUGGUUUAGGAGAUUAUGUAUGGCUAGUCAUCCCCAAACAAUUACGAACAUUCCUACAGAAAAUGGGGUUGAUUCAGCUAAGGCAGCUUCAGUAGAGCCUAUACUGAAAGAGAGCGAGUACACAUUAUUCAUGGCCUCCAUUUUAAAGGCUUUCAAAAAGCGGGAGGAACAGGGAUCGAUGUAUUCCAACAGCAUGAUGGAAAUGGAGAAUGUCACGUGGGUGAACGCUUUUGUGGGGAGGAUUCUUUUCGAUUGCAUGCGUGAUGAAAUUUUCACUUCUAAAAUCAAGGAUAGGAUUCAGAGAAAACUGGCAGCGAUAAGACUACCCUACUUCAUCGAAGAACUAUCGAUUACUGAACUCAAUCUUGGAAGAACUGUUCCACUAUUCAGAAAAAUCGGUAAACCUACUUUAGACGACAGAGGAUUGUGGGUAGACAUGGAUAUGAUCUAUGACGGUUUAGCAGUGUUGACCUUGACAACGAAACUGAAUCUUAUGAGGUUGAAGCAGCCUCCAUCAGAAGCUGAAAGGGAAUCGAAUAAUAAAUCCGCCAUUUUCAACUCAGACGUUGACGAUUCCGCAGAAAGUAGUUCAGACGAUGAUAGUGUCAUAUUUCCUAGUGUUGCGGAUUCUUCUGGAACAUCAUCUGGGCCACUUCCUCCGGUGAAUAAGAGCAAGAAGUUUUUGAAAAUGGUAGAUAUGAUCACCGAGUCUAAGUUCUUCCAAGCAGCUACCGAUAACAAAUAUAUAAAAAGGGCAAUGGAAGGCGUCUCGAAGACAGAAUUGAGACUUAAAGUUGAGAUAAGGGCAUUGGAAGGCACGUUGGUUUUGAACAUUCCACCUUCACCAUCGGAUAGAAUCUGGAUAGGCUUCCGACCUUUGCCCACACUGUCUUUAUCGGCUCAUCCGAUAGUUGGAGAGACGAACAUUUCGUUGAUGCAUGUCACCGGUUUGAUAGAAAAGAAACUUGUACAGGAAUUUCAAAAACUCCUAGUGAUACCCAACAUGGAGGACCUGAUAAUUCCUGUGAUGACAUCGAAACUACCCAACUGAAAGAUAUCGAUAUUGUUCAUGUUUUUGUGUGAUAAUUUCAGGGUAAUAAUAAGUACUCUGAUGAGUGUUUUCUGUCGUAAGAUCCAGUGAAUUAUUGGUAGUACAAGACACACUCUAACAUAAAUAUUCUGGUCGUUACCAAAGUUUCAAAAUGGUUAUUUUAAUUUUAUAUCAUUCAAUACCAAAAAUUAGGAUGUUUGUUAUUGGCGUUGUUUAGUGUAACUUGAACCAAGUGUAUUCAAUGUAAGUUUGUGUCAGCAUAUUUCAAUAUAGUGUUAAGUUACCUUGACCUUGAAAAUGUUGGCGCUAUAUUGAAAUAAUUAUCAAGGUAACUUUGUACAAUUGUUGUCUAGAUUUAAACUGCUGGAAGACUAAUUUUCCUACAUGUAAUUGCCAAGCGCAAGUGCAGGUACUUACAAAUUCCUUCGAAAUUGUGUGAUAAAUACUGUCUCUAUCUAUAAGGUGUAUUUUCUUACCAAUCUAGUUGAUUCAUUGUUGAAGUUUGAAAUAAAGGAACCAUUUGAAGUCCCUUAAUGAAAUGAAAAACUUGCCAGAUUUCUAUUAGCAUUUAUUUCGUUAUUAAAGCUGUUUUUUCGAUUCCUCAAAUAUCCAUAAGUGUCAUUUUUCUUUUGAAUAUUCGAAUUUUUCCGAUAUUUGAUACAGAAUGAGUUUUUAAUUUUGUUGCACUGGGCUUUUAGCACAGUUGUUUGUAUGUCACAAUCAAUUUAUGUGUGCACUAAUUUUCACUCUUUUUAUAGAAUACUUAUGUUUACACCCAAGUAUGAAAUGUUGUUACUUUAUUUUUGAAGAAUUUAUUGAAUAUAUAUUUGUCUUUUUGAGUA